Ostreococcus tauri is the source of this 669-nucleotide messenger RNA. Its product is annotated as Nucleotide-binding, alpha-beta plait. NCBI's taxonomy places the organism in Eukaryota, Viridiplantae, Chlorophyta, Mamiellophyceae, Mamiellales, Bathycoccaceae. The coding region runs from base 1 to 669 and encodes 222 amino acids. The transcript has 3 exons. Gene Ontology annotation, molecular function: protein binding; RNA binding. The record is from RefSeq and is a predicted model, not a curated record.
AUGGGCGACGCCGCGACGGCGAGCGACGCCGCCGCGGGGUCGAAGAUCUUCGUCGGUGGACUCGAUCGAACCGUGGAUGAGGGCGUGGUGCGGAAUUUUUUCUCGCAGUUUGGCCCGGUGGUCGAGGUGCUCGUCAUGCGAGACCCGCAUAACCAUCAAAGCCGCGGCUUUGGAUUCAUCACGUUCCAACGGGACGACAGCGCGAAGGCGGUUUUGCAAAACCGGUACCACGACAUGCUCGGGAAGCGCGUCGAGGUGAAGAGCGCGGUGCCGCGCGGACAGGCGCCGCCGCCGCAACGCGGACCGCCGAGGAGCUCUCAAGGGUACGGUUACGGCCAGCCUAGAGGCGGUGCCGGUGCUCCAGGUGGACCGGGAUACGGCUACGCCGGUGGUCAACAAUACGGUGCCCCACAGGCUGCCGGUGCGCCGGGAUCCUACGACGGUGCGAACCCGUGGGGAGUGAACGCUCUCAGCGGCGACGCCGCCGGCGGUCAAAAGCCGGGCUACGGUUACGCCGGCGACGGCCCCACGGGCGCCUCCGGCGCCGCCAACGCACCGAGCCAUGGCUGGACCGAGCACACCGCGCCUGAAGGGUACGUGUACUAUUACAACAGCAGAACCGGCGUGAGCCAGUGGGAACGUCCCAUGGAGCUCGACUUCCCGAAGUGA